This is a messenger RNA of Pelodiscus sinensis (Chinese soft-shelled turtle), 4161 nucleotides long. The record is from RefSeq and is a predicted model, not a curated record. NCBI's taxonomy places the organism in Eukaryota, Metazoa, Chordata, Testudines, Trionychidae.
AUGUGCCCCCAGGAGCAGAGUUCCAAAAUCACAUGUAUCCAUUUACACGCAUCAGAAAAUGAAUCAUGGUGUAUAUAUUUUUCUCUUCCACAGGCUGCUAUAUGGCAAGCACUUAAUCAUUAUGCUUAUCGAGAUGCAGUGUUUCUGGCAGAAAGACUAUAUGCAGAAGUACAUUCAGAUGAAGCACUGUUUUUGCUGGCAACAUGUUACUACCGCUCAGGAAAGGCAUAUAAAGCAUACAGGCUCCUAAAGGGACAUAGCUGUACCACCCCACAAUGUAAAUAUCUGCUGGCAAAGUGUUGUGUCGACCUCAGCAAGUUGGCAGAAGGGGAGCAAAUCUUAUCUGGUGGAGUGUUAAAUAAACAGAAAAGCCAUGAUGAUGUUGUUACAGAGUUUGGUGACUCUGCAUGCUUUACCCUCUCAUUACUGGGACAUGUAUAUUGCAAGACAGAUCGGCUUGCCAAAGGAUCCGAAUGUUACCAAAAGAGCCUUAGUUUAAAUCCUUUCCUCUGGUCCCCUUUUGAAUCACUAUGUGAAAUAGGUGAGAAGCCAGACCCUGACCAAACAUUUAAAUUAACAUCUUUGCAGAACUUCAGCAGCUGUCUGCCCAACACUUGCACAACAUUAGUGUCUAAUCACAAUGUAUCCCACAGACAGCCUGAGACUGUCCUUAUGGAAACUCCUCAAGAUACAAUUGAAUUGAACAGACUCAACCUGGAAUCAUCCAAUUCAAAAUACUCCUCCUUGAACACAGAUUCCUCUAUGUCUUACAUUGAUUCAGCUGUAAUUUCACCAGAUGCUGUCCCUCUUGGAUCAGGACCUGCCAUAUUAUCUAAACAGGCUCAAAAUAAACCAAAAACAGGUCGGAGUUUACUGGGAGGCCCAGCUGCUCUAAGCCCAUUGACACCAAGUUUUGGAAUUUUGCCACUAGAAACCCCUAGCCCUGGAGAUGGAUCAUAUUUACAAAACUACACUAAUUCAUCUUCUGUAAUUGAUGUGCCAUCUACCGGAGCACCUUCAAAGAAGAAACUUUGUAUCAUGCAGUCUGUCACCAGGAUAAGCCAAGCUGGAACAAAGUCUGUCUUCUCACAGAGUGGAAAUAGCCGGGAAGUGACUCCAGUCCUUGUUGCACAAACACAGAGUUCUGGCCCACAGACAAGUACGACGCCUCAGGUAUUGAGCCCAACCAUUGCUGCUCCACCUAAUGCACUGCCUCGAAGAAGUUCUCGCCUAUUUACUAGUGAUAGUUCUACAACAAAGGAGAAUAGUAAAAAGUUGAAAAUGAAGUUCCCACCUAAAAUUCCAAACAGAAAGACAAAAAGUAAAACAAAUAAAGGAGGAAUAACUCAGACAAAUAUAAAUGACAGCCUGGAAAUCACCAAACUGGACUCAUCCAUCAUUUCAGAAGGGAAAAUCUCCACUGUCACACCACAGAUCCAGGCUUUCACACUACAGAAAGCAGCGGCAGAAGGUUUGAUGAGCCUUCUUCGUGACAUGGGGAAAGGUUAUUUAGCCUUGUGUUCGUACAACUGUAAAGAAGCUAUAAACAUAUUAAGCCAUUUACCUUCUCACCACUACAACACUGGCUGGGUGCUGUGCCAAAUUGGGAGAGCUUACUUUGAGCUUGCAGAAUAUAUGCAGGCUGAGAGGAUAUUCUCUGAAGUAAGAAGGAUUGAAAACUACAGAGUUGAAGGCAUGGAGAUUUACUCUACAACGCUAUGGCAUCUUCAGAAGGAUGUUGCACUUUCAGUUCUAUCAAAAGAUUUAACAGACAUGGAUAAAAAUUCACCAGAGGCAUGGUGUGCUGCAGGAAACUGUUUCAGCUUGCAACGGGAACAUGACAUUGCAAUCAAGUUCUUCCAGAGAGCCAUUCAAGUUGAUCCAAAUUAUGCGUAUGCCUACACUCUGCUGGGGCAUGAAUUUGUUUUAACAGAAGAACUAGACAAAGCAUUAGCCUGUUUUAGAAAUGCAAUCCGAGUCAAUCCUCGACAUUAUAAUGCAUGGUAUGGUUUGGGAAUGAUUUAUUACAAACAGGAGAAAUUCAGCCUAGCAGAAAUGCAUUUCCAGAAAGCCCUUGAUAUCAAUCCUCAGAGCUCAGUCUUACUCUGUCACAUCGGAGUAGUCCAGCAUGCACUGAAAAAAUCUGAAAAGGCUUUGGAUACUCUAAACAAAGCCAUUAAUAUUGAUCCGAAGAACCCACUAUGCAAAUUCCAUAGAGCCUCUGUAUUAUUUGCAAAUGAAAAAUAUAAGUCUGCUUUACAAGAACUUGAAGAACUGAAACAGAUUGUUCCCAAAGAGUCUCUUGUUUACUUCUUAAUAGGAAAGGUUUAUAAAAAAUUGGGUCAAACUCAUCUGGCCCUCAUGAAUUUCUCAUGGGCAAUGGAUUUAGAUCCCAAAGGAGCCAACAACCAGAUCAAAGAGGCUAUUGAUAAACGUUACCUUCCAGAUGAUGAGGAACCAAUAACUCAAGAAGAGCAGAUCAGCGAAUGUUAUCCAUACGAAUCAGUGUCACCUGACAGGGAGAACAGGCAUUCCUAUGGCAAUUUUGUAGCCAGCAAUGCAAGUUGGCACAGAUGAAUCCCAAGAGAGCAGCAUGACUGAUGCAGACGACACACAACUCCAUGCAGUUGAAAGUGAUGAAUUUUAACCUCCAAAAGCCAGUGUCUGAGCUUGGACUGCUACUGUUGUGUUCUCCCCUUCCUUCACGUACUGAGUCUUCACAUCACUGAGCCAGCAUUGUCAUUGUUCUCCACAGACCAUGAGAGCACCACUCAUCAGAUUUUAACCGUACACAGAAUUAAUGGCAGUGCAAUAUUCAGCUGCUACUGAGACUGACCAGUUGGCUCUUGUUCCUUUAUGAAAAUGACUAUUUGAGAAGGAAAAAGAGUUUUUUCCAACUCCUUUGUUGGAAAGCUAUCAUGAAAGAAAGACUUGUGGCUUGCUAAAAGUGAGCCAAUAGAUGUGGGAAUAGAACAAGAAAUUGCUUCCUUAGUAUUUUCUCCAGAAAUGUGUCUUAGUUUGGUUCUUUCUUGGUAAGCGGAGUGCUGAACUUCAUUUCUAAGUUCUUCAAAAACAGCAUUGAGUGCAGGCUGGGACACAUUAAAAACUUUUGCGUAUUACAGUGUAACUUAAAUGCCAGGGAAUGUAAAUGACCUUAAAACUACAGUGUCUCCAGUGAACAAACUACAGAGCACAUGCUUUGGAUUCAGAGUGUGUGUCAAAAUAUAGAAUAUCCAGUGUCCCUACUUAGUGUAAACUUGCUCUUUCCCAGAGGAGCACAUUACAGCAUAGCAGUUAUUACACAAUGCUUUAAUAUUCUAGCCAAGGGUUAAUUUAUUCCUCUAACUUCCAAAAUGUUAAUUGUCUACUUAGUACAUCAAAGAAACAAGUCAUUAGUGUGUUGCCUCUUUGGAUCUGGUUCUAAUUUUCAGCGAAUAAAAAGUUUGUUGUAAGAGCAAAAUAGAGACAGGUAGAUAAAAUUGUAAUGUUGAAAGGAUAAAAGUAAUAUAAGCCACAGUGAUAACUUGUUUCUAAGUAGAUAAAGACCCAACACAGUGUAAGCCUUAACACAAUCAGAACCUUACAGUAAGAUGUAUCAAAUAUUUGUCUAAGACCGUAUCCUUUUAAAACUAUUUUGUAAAGUAUUGUCUGAGCAGGAUGCAAAAAUGUGCAUUAUCUUAUUUUUUUAAUCCAUUCUUUAAGAUUCUUGGAGAAAAUUCUCACUCUGUCUGUAAGAAUUCAGUGACCCGGAGACUGUUUCUGUGAGAAGAAAGCAAGGCUAUAUUAAAGAAUCCAAAAUUAUCCUUCUCGGUAGCGCUCUGCAACAAAGAUUGGCGCCCUUUAUGCAGUGACCGUAAAGAAAGUGUAUGAUAUCAGUUUUUUAAAGAGCAAAUUAUGCACAAUAAAUUGGGAAUGAUUCAAAAUUCACAGCAAUGUAUUUGUUGUGAUCAGUCUUAAAAAGUGUCCUCUUCCUUUUCUUUUCAUGUAUAUUUUUAGAAGACCUUUAGUUACCAUUAGUAGAAUUUUUUUAAUUGUUUUUAAAUAUUUUUUUUUAGUGUCCUUGUCCUAGAAUAGGUACAAACAAUGUCUUGUCAUGCCUAUUGUUUGGUUGUAAGAAGCACUGACUGUUUUUUUUUUUUUAACCAUAAGGAAAAAAUAAAU